Molecule: messenger RNA, 8596 nt
Organism: Ostrea edulis (European flat oyster)
Lineage: Eukaryota; Metazoa; Mollusca; Bivalvia; Ostreida; Ostreidae
Exons: 22
Coding region: 248-4135 (1295 amino acids)
Biological process (GO): signal transduction
Molecular function (GO): protein binding
Source: RefSeq, a predicted model, not a curated record
AUUUCUCUAGGAGAAUUUUUACCCAUAAUUCGGGGUAAGAGUUCUCCUGAAUACGAGUUCUCCUGAUACCCCGAUACCCGGAACGCAAUCCCAUCGGGAUCGGUGUUGAAAAAUAUUCUGUUGACAACGACGCUAUUUUCAGUGCAUGCAAUCUGCAUGGAUCUCCUUUGGCUCACUAUAUAACUGCAUAAUGAUGUCUCGUAUUUACUGGACUGGUGAAAGCUGGAAGUAUUGAAAUAUUCCAAAAAUGGCAAAUUUAGUGAAAUCAUACCUCUCUGGUUAUGAUUUUCAAAAGGAUGAUGCAAAUUUCGGGAACCAUUUGAAGGAUCUUGAAGAAAAGAGUUUGAACCAACUUUCAGGUGGAACUAGCCAAAAGAAUGGAGAUCUCAAAGGAAAGGACAACCCAGAAACAUUCCAGAAAGAGGUCAUUGAUUUGUACAUUUUCUACCUCACAAAGAUGCCACAUGUACCCCCAAACUACUUUUCUGAGUUAAAGAGAGCUCUUGAGAGAAUGUUAAAGAUUAUUAAAGACUUUUCUAUGUUCAAGGAACUUAAGGACUUGGAUUUCUUGAGAGCUGUGUUUAAAACCCUCCAAGAGUUUAUAUGUGACCCAACCUUCCCACAGAAUGAUGAAGUGGUAACUGUCACAUUGGAAGUCAUCAAGGAAUGCCUGGGUGUCCUAGAAAGAGACACUCCAACAUAUGUAUAUGGAGAUACGCUUCAGUUCCUUCGAACAGUGGUCACCAAUCCUAAUGCCUUCAAAUAUCCUUCUCUUAUCAAUGGUUUUGAUGUGUGUACAAAAUAUAUUAAUGAAAAACACAUUAAGGAAGAACCCAAAAUGUUUGAAACUUGGGCCCCAGUAGCUCUGGCAAUAUUGGAGCUGGGACCGCCAUUGAAUGAGACUGGUAAACUCCUGUCUGAUAUGAUGUAUAAAUACCAGAAGCACACUAAGCCUCUACAAUCACAUGACAAGUUAUGGAUACCGGUUCUGAUUCACUGUGUGAAAUGGCAACUUGCUGUUACCAUCGCUGCGGCAGCUAAAUUUAUCGGGGAUAAUGCAUGGGUUCGAUGUCUGAAUUGGAAGGAAAAUGCCAUGGCUGCCAAUGAAAUCCUGCAGACACUGAUUGAUAUCGAUUUUACUAAGUACUCGAGUUCUGAAGACCGGGAAGAAGUGGCUGGACAUGCUGGGGAACUUGUGAAGAACCUGAUGGAACAACUCGACAAAAUCCGCAAAAGCCAAGGCAGUUAUGAGCCUCUGAUAACAGAUCUUAGCAUGAGACUGUUGGAAAACUAUGAACUAGUGGAGGAUUUGUUUGAGUACAGCAAACAAGCUGUCAUCAAAGUCACACUCAAGAACAACAAAAAUUUGUAUGGACAUUACUUGGAACGUUUUCUUGCACUCCUGAAGGAUGACAAUGUUCCCUGGGACAACUCAAAGCAAAACCGUCUUGGCAGAGAGUUUAUAAAUUACCUUUUUGCACCCAUAUACCUGGAUGCCCAAUUCGAUGAUGAGAAAGUGGACCAAACAAUAGUUGACAUCAUUCUGUACAGUAUCAGUGAAGACCGGGACAUUUAUGAUGAGGAAGCUGAUGAACUUAAUCUUUAUGGAGUUAUUGCCACAUCUAUAUUGUUAACAUUUGCCAGGGCGAAGAGUGAUAAUGGAAACAUUGAACGGUUGAAGCCACUUAUUCCAAGUAUUCAACGUCUUCUCUCCGAACAUGAAGAUGAUGAAAUUGAAGAGAUGUGUUCAUGGUUUCUCUUUGUCGUUGGCAAAAAGGCUUCUGAAUUAUACGAGCCUGAUGACAUUGGGACCCUGAUUGUUUAUUAUUGUGAACAUCCUGAUGCAAACCUCUUAGUGAAUCUAGAGGCAGUCUACAAUAUCAGUCCAAAGGAAUUUGCUAAGCGAUUUGAUCAACUGCUUGAAGCAUUUGCCAAAGAUAAGCAGACAAGCGCUAUUGUCAUGCAGGGUCUACUGUUGAAGAAAAUCGCAGAAACACAACCAGGGGCAUUUACACCAGAAGCCAUGAAGUUCUUUUUUGAGGUUCAUUAUAUGGACCUCACAGCUAACAUUCCAGUCAUGAUGUACAUGGAUGCAUUGUCCAAGUCUCGACCUGAAUUAAUUGAGCCAUUCAUUCCUAUCCCUCUGUUAAAUCCAGAGCAUUUUAUGGAGAAUAUGGCCAACUACCAUAUGAAUAUUAUCACCAGGGUGGCUGCUGUCAGCGAGAACUGUCAAAUGCCUGUUUACAACUUCUUCAUAGAGAGGCUGAAGAGCUCCAAUGAUAAUACUGUUUUGUUCGCGGCAUUGAUGGGACUGAGAGAAAUGUUGCAGAUCCGUGGUUUAGAAGUUUUUUCAGAGGAUGACAAAGCCCUAAUAGAGAAAAAAAGGGCUGAUGCUCCAACAGCGCAAGUGAAAGAUGCGGCCCAGGAUCUUUUGGACGAUAUGGCAGGGAGAAGUUUGGAGAAGGUUGUUGAGGAUGUUGACGCCCAUUCGGGAAAGAUCGGAAAAGUAGAGGUUGGUGUAGCAGGUACCAAGGUCGUCCUGAAUAAAGUUCACAGAGAGGUCAAGGAGCAUGGUAAAGAUAUCAAGGAGGUCAAGACUGGUCUAGAGGAGGUCAAUGAAAGGGUUGAUGUUGUGGAGGAUGACCUAGAAGAAACAAAAGUGAAAGUGGAGGAGGUGGAUAAAAAGACAAUGAGUAAUGCACCUACUUGGUCUCGAGAUGUAACAAAACUGAUGAAUCCAGAAUCUGAACAUGAUUGGAGACUCCUGGCUAGUCGUCUUGGUUACAGUCCUGAUGACAUCAGAGGUUGGGCCACCCAAUCAGAUCCCUGCAUGGCGCUGCUGAGUGAAUGGUAUGCCACACAUAAAACGUUUGAGGCAUCUAGAGGAGUGCUGAAUAUUCUGCAGGAAAUGAAUCGUUUGGAUGCUGCUGUUAUUGUAGAAAACGCCAUGAAAGCUGCAGAGGGAGUAGUAGCAGAUGAACCAGUAGAUUACCCAGAACCCCCUGAAAUUUUCCUUAGUUACCAGUGGGGUCACCAGAAUGAGGUCAAGCAGAUCAGUCGUCACCUGGAGAUGGCCGGAUAUAAAUGCUGGAUGGAUGUGGGCCAGAUGGGGGGCGGAGAUAAGCUGUUUGAGAAGAUUGACUCCGGAAUCAGAGCUGCCAAAGUCAUCAUUUCCUGUGUGACGGAGAAGUACGCAAAAUCACCCAACUGCAACAGAGAGGUAAAUCUCGCUGUUAAUCUCGGUAAGCCAAUGAUCCCACUGUUGAUAGAAAAGAUGGCCUGGCCUCCUGCUGGUUCCAUGGGACCAAUAUUCAGUGAAUACCUAUUUAUCCGGUUUUUCCAAAGACCUGAAGAGGAAACGAAGGAUGAUCGAAUCUGGCCUGCUGCUAAGUUUACGGAACUCCUCAUGCAGCUUAACUGUUUAAAAGUGAUGCCGGAUGAAAAAACAGUUACCAAAGAGUACAAGAACUGGUGGAUCUCAGGAGCCCAGGAGGUUGUGAUUCCAAAGAGGAAACAGGAAAAAGCCUUCAAGCCUGCUGCAGAUGACACACCCAUGGAAAAAGUUACCUCCCCUGAUGUCUUCAUCUCAUACCAAUGGGGAAAGCAGAAGGAGAUAUGUGCAUUGUUCCAGAGACUGACCAGUCUGGGGUUCACCUGCUGGAUGGACAUUCAUCAAAUGGGAGGAGGGGACUCCCUGUUUGACAAGAUUGACGGGGGGGUCAGAGGUUGUAAGGUUGUGUUGUCCUCGGUAACCACCAAGUACGCCCUGUCUGCCAACUGCAGGAGAGAGGUCAGUCUAGCAGAUGCUCUGAAGAAGCCUAUCAUCCCUAUGUUGAUGGAGAAAAUAGACUGGCCCCCAAGUGGACCAAUGAGUAUGGUUCUUACACAGUUAUUGUAUGUCAACUUCUCAAAGGAUGAAAGUGUGCAGUUAUCUUGGGAGGGAAAGUAUUUUGAUGAGCUUCUGAAGAAGAUUAGAGAAAACAUUCCAGAGGAGGGCAGCCAUGAAUCAGGAAAAGGUCAAGGUAAUGAAGACAAACAAAAAGGUCAGGGUAAUCAAACAUCUGAAAAUAUGCCUGUAAUGAAAUCUGAUAAGGGCACCCAGAAAAAGAAUUCCUCUACAUGUACCCUGUUAUAGUAUGAACAAAUAGAAAAUAGAACAUUUAUAAUAUGGAUGUAGAACUCUACGAUAUGAUUAAUGGUAGUGAAACAAGUAAGGAUUGAUUAUUUCCAUUUUAUUUUAUAAAGAGUGGAGCCUGAUGACAAUCUGGUUUUUUUGUCACUAUUUCAUAUGCCCCUAGAUCUUUAACCUUAGAGUGCCAAACAUUUUUAUCUCUGUUUACAUCUUUUUACAAUAUCUUGAUGGUAUCUCAAUGUUGCCUCUCUAUGUAACCUGAAAUUCAGGAAAUGGGAGAGCUUAUUCAAAUUGUUUAUAUCAUAUUUUGGAUUAUGAAUUUUGUUCAUGGAAUCAUUAUGAAUAGAAUUAUUUAUCAUAAGUUGAGAAUUUUUAAAUUCAAUGAUCACUUUUAUAGAGAGAAAAUACUCCUUUUAUCAUGACUGCAGUUGAUACUGAUAACAACUAGGACAUACAUAAUAUAACAAAUAUGUCAAUAAAUCUGUUUGUUGCAAUUAUAACUGACUUUUAUUUUAAAUUAUCUUCUAAUAAGUUAAAUUCGAUUUAUGUUUAGUAUGCAACACAUUGUGUCCUAUGUCUAUUUUACAAUGGUUGAUUUCUUUUUAUUCAUUUCUGUACAUGUAUUUAGCAUGAUUCGAAAUAAAUCUUUACAUUUGUUGAUGUUACCUGAGGAAGUGACAUUAAAGGGACUGAUUCACGAUUUUCCCCAAAAUUUUGUUUUUUACUUUUAAUGAUCAAAACCUAGCUACUGUCUAAUGUAUUGAAAAGAUUUCGCAUAAAAAGUAAGGUUAUACAUUAUCACAGAAGCUCAUUUUAGAGAGUUUGUUAUUUGUUUUGUGAACAAAGAUUGCGGUAUGUUAUUGUUUACGAAAUUUUCAAAAGAAAUGGAUAUCAAUCUAAUUUUAUUGUACCGUGGAAUCAUUAGAAUUCAUGGUGGCUCAAUUUUCGUGGAAUUCGUGGGUACCCCUCACCCACGAAUUUACAUCCUCAAUGAAUAUACAAUAUAUAUUAUAUAUAUAUAUAUAUACAAUAUAUAUUACAAAUAUAUAAAUCCACGAAAUUAUGUCCCCACGAACCUGUAAAAAUUAAGCAAUCCACGAAAAUUGGCCCCCACGAAUUUAAAUGAUUCUACAGUAUCUUUCACAUUUCAAGCAUUCUUUGGGUAGACUGUCAUCUAAAAGUUGAAAUUUGUGACUAUGCAAAAUUAAGAUGCUUUAUAUUACAAAACUAAUAUUUCACUGGUUUGUUUGUAUACAUAAAAAGACUCUAGUCUUUUUUUACAUAGGCUAAAAUAUUGCUUUUAUUCUUGCAUUCAGAAGGUCAAAAUUUUGGCUCUCAACAUUAAAUGAGUCAUAUUUUUUAUGCAUCAAAAAUGCAAAAUAUCUUUUUCAAAAAUCAUGAACCAGUCCCUUUAAGCCUAAGGUCCUAGGAUACCCAAAAUUUUAAAUAUAAUCAAAUGAAGCAGAUUUUGCUGUGUUUACAUGGGAUUUUCUGUUACUUGAUCAAACAACAAUUUAAAUGGCCUAAAAUGGGUCAUUAAGGGAAUCCCAUUCUCAUGUGACGUCAUAUAGGUUCAUGCGACAUCAUAUAGGUUUUUACAAAAUCUUUAUUUCAUUAAAAUUUAUGCAUGAUAGAAAUAUAUCUUUAGGAGGAAUUUUAUUCACAGGCUAUAAUAAAAAAAAUCCAGUAUAAACAAUUUGAUAUUGAAAAGGUGUAUAUUUUCUAUGAAUAAUCAAUUAUCUGUAUUACAAAAAUGCUGUCGAGGGCAAUAACUCCUACAGAUGUAUGCUGGUAUUUCUCUAUUAUAUGUUUAUCUAUCAUACAAUGAUUUCCUUGAUAUCCACAAUUAAUUCAUAUAUAUUUAUAAAGCAGCAUUUUAUGUUUAAAUAGUUGAAAUUGAUAUUUAAAUGUGCGAUUUUCUGAUGUUGAUAUAAAGUUUUGUUUUUGUAUGUCCAACAUCUUUAAAAAUCUGGCAACAUAUAUAUUUUCUUCGGUUUUUUUUUAUUAAAUUAAUCUAUAUGAAGUGGAAAUUAAUACAAAUUUUCUACUUUGAACCAUUAAUUUUGAUAAGUCCCAUGAGUGUUGAGCUACCUAAAUACAUGAAAUGCACCAAUGAAAAGAUGUUUUUGAAGGAUUUCAAUUUUUGAGUAAUAUUUUAAUUCCAUCGAAUAUUUUUAAAGAUUUAUAAAUAAUACCAAAAUAAAGGUGGUUUCAUAGAAACAUUUUGUGGUAAAUAUGGGUUUUUAACAAUAUUAAAACAUUUUCAAAUAGUUUUAUAAAUUCCAUAAAAAAAUUUCGGGGGCAUUCUUAUGACGUUAAAUGUAUUUUUGUUUACACUACACACAGCUACAUGCUUCUGUUGAUUAUCAUUAAUCCCAGUUGUAUAUUUAACUCUACUGUUACCAAAACGUUUUUACUUUUAAUGAAAAACUGCAUGACUCUAGUUUAUUAUGUUUUCUAUUAUUUUUACUACAAAAACUUUAUCUUAUACUGGUACUUAGUAUUUUGCAUGUGCAAUAUCAGUGACAUCACAAUGACCAUAUCAUCCUCCGGCACCAAGGAUCCAUAAUACACCAGCUAGGUCCAUGCAAAAUUUCCACUUUAAAAUUCUUGAUUUACACACAUUGAUUUGAAUUUAAGCAUAUGUUUCAAGUUUCAUGUUUUCAGUGAAGGUGUCAUGUUUCAUGCAAAUUAGUUUUUAAAGUGAUAGUAAAAUGAUGUUUGCAUGUUUACCUAUGUUUUAGCUAAAUUGUAAUUAUCAUUACUAUACACAAUAGACGUAAGGAAACAUACCGUUUUGUAAUCACAUCCUGUUCUAACUCUCAACCAAUAGCAGCUCUCAGGCUUAUAUAUAUUGGUGUUUAAUUCUAUUGGAUGCGAUAUAUAUAUUAUGUAUGGUUUUGCAUAUGAAUUAGGUCAGUUACAAUUCUUUUUAUGCAAAUGAGAAUUGAACAAAUAGAGAACCAAUAAUUUUGAUUUUAAAAUCAAUGAAUUCAUACUCGACUCUUAUAAUGUGAAGUAGGUUUAACACAGAUGCCAUAUAUGACUUAUGAUUAAUUACACUUCAUCACGUCACAAAAUGACACUUAUACUGCGAAAAAAAAAUUUACACUAAAUUUAUCUAGUGUAAUGGCAUGAGCACAAAAUGUUUUGGAGAUUCUUUCAGAAGGUAUUAAGUAAAAUUAAAUACAUCUUGAUGUUAUUGCUGCGCAAUUCCUGUACAUCACCUUGUUCGAUCAUUAAUCUAAGAAAAUGAUACUAGUCUAUGCAUUUUGACAAUCAUUACACUUGAAAUAUUUUAAUCAUUGGUUACAUGAUGAAGAGACGACAUUUGCACAGCAAUAGUGAUAUUGUGGAGACAAUUUUGUUUAUUUUCAUACUAAUAUUGUCUUAAUUAUUAAUAAUUAAUUUAUUUAGUGUAUUUACCCUUGUGUCAAAGCCACUUUUUUGUUGGCAUUGUUUGUUUUCAUCCAUAAUAAGCAAUACAUAACAUUAUAAUGUGACAUCAUAGUCAGACCUAUGCAGUGUAUGAAAGGUGAAGAUAACAAACAGUGAUCAAUCUCAUAAAUCCCACAAGCAAUACAAAAUAGAUAGUUGGGCAAACAUGGACCCCUGGACACACCAGAGGUGGGAUCAGGUGCCUAGGAGAAGUAAGCAUCCCCUGUCAACCGGUCACACCCAACAUUAGCCCUAUAUCUUGAUCAGGUAAACGGAGUUAUCUGUAGUCAAAAUCAGUGUGCCAAGUAUAUGUUGGUAAAUUUUUCUCAAGUACCAAGAGAUACAGGAACAUGCUCAGAAUAAACGUGUAUCAGGGUAGUUUUAAUGGAUGUUAUGCAUUUGAAUCAUCUCGUCUGCAUAGAAACGUCUAUAUUUAGCCCUAACUUACUUGUGUGUCUCCAUAUAUUAUGUUGAAAUUCUCAGCUAGAUAGCAUAGUAUACUACAAAACUUUUCACAUUGAAUAUAUAACUGCAUGAAUUUAAUGUUGUACUAGUAUAUUUUAUUUAGUUUUUGGGAAAAGUAUGUGAUAUUUUAUCAGUAUUAAUAAACAUCCCUGUGUUAAUGUCCAUGGGAUAAAAAUACUGCUGCUAGAUUAGAAUUCCCAAAGAUGAUGACAUUGUGUAAGAUUUAGAGUUUUAUUUCCUCCCAUAAUCAAGAAGUGUGUAUUUACAUUUGAACUUUGGUAUCUCAAACAUCAAUAUCUCGAAUGCCAUGGGUAUAUGAAAGGGAGUUGCAAGUCCCAACUCAAUUUUCUUAAUGUAUUUUAACCUCAAAUUAUCUCAAAGACUCAAAUAUCUCGAAGUGGUUUAUUUUUUUUACCCCAUCAAGUCUGAGAUUUUGAGAUUUGACUUACUGAUUCUGUGAUGACAAAUUCAAUGAAAUCAUUAUGAUGUUUGUUGCAAGCAGCUGUUUGUCUUAGUUUUUUCAUUAGGUUCAGAUCCUGUACAAAAAAUAAAAAAGCGAUC